GUCCCAGGAGGUAUGCAAACAGACACUGACUGCCCCGUUUUCAGGGAUGCUGCGGAAGUGAUUUCCACAUCCCUCCAAGGUUACCUCACUUCUCUACUUAGCCCUGAGAAUCUCUCAGAGAGGGGAGCUUAGGACUGGGAGAAGAAUCCACCGCCAAGGGGAAAGGGUUAAGCUGGGACGGCACUCCUGUGGGCGGGCUCCCCGAUCGGCAGCGCCGGGCUCUGUUAGCCAAGUCUGAGCAUCUCGGAGGAUGCGGCGUGGAGCGCAGCUUCAGGGACGCGCGCAAGGUGAACGCGGGGGCUGCCAGCUUGGCGCCCAGGCUCAUCCGCUAAGGACCGGAAGCAGAGGGCUCGAGGCCCAGACAUCAGCGUGGAGCAUGGCCCCCAGCCCCUGGGGCUGCAUGGAUGGCCUCCUGCUGCUGUUGCCCCUGCUGUCCCUGGGGACCAGCCCUGCCCUGGGCUGGGGCCUCCCCAGACCCCUUGAGGACUCAGAACCACACUUGACCCUUGGAGCCCAUGACAAGGGCCCUCUUGACAUGGAGCGUCGGGCCUUCAACUUCUUCGGGGAGAAGCCCCGAGACGAGAGCCCCUGGAACACCAGUGUCGACCAGGUCCCUGCCGAGGAGAUGCCAGAGAGGCCGGAAGACCCCCUUGGCCCAGCCCUGCAUGGACCUAAAGCGGCCCACGGGGCUCAGAGGGAAGGGCUCCCGGUGACCGACGACCUCCAGGUGGCUCGAGGGCCAAUUUCUCAGGGCUGGACAGGACCUCCUGACUCACAGGAGCCUAUGGAGCAGGAAGCACCAAUCCCCUAUCCACUGGGGCCCCCCCACCUCCCUUUCUUUCCCACGACUCCCAGACUCCAACUCCGGCUAGCCACAGUUCCUCCCACGUCGGGGGAACCUGGAGGCCAAGUGGGACAGCUACCACCUAGAGAUGACGGUCUGUCAGCCAAAGGCAAGACCAGGGUCUCAGAGACGUUUCCCUGGGACCACAAGGGCCCUUCCCCAACUCUUGCGCCCCACCCGGAUACUGUGGCGAGGCCAGGGCUGGAAGAACAGGGUGGGGGUGAAGAGGACUUCCAGGAGGCAGCUCAAGGCCCCCUCUCCACCCAACAGGGUCCAGCAGCCCCUGAUACUGGCUCAGUAUCACCAGCUGAGGGGGCAUCCUCUCAGGAGCCUGAGUCCCAGCCAGACCUGGCACUGGCCAGAAGCCUUCCUCCUGCUGAGGAGCAGUCCAUGGAGCUGCCCAAGAUGGCUGGAGGUGGGGAGGCCUGGGAAGUCAGUUUUUCAAGUCCCUCCCCCAAACAGGCUCACCUCCCUGAUGUCAGGGGCUCACCAGGACCUCAGCCAUCUGAUCCUCCAGUCUCAGAGACUUCUGAUGGGCAGCCCAAGCCAGAGUUGGCAGCAGUGAAUGGAGCAGAUCCCAUCUCCCCUCAGCGGGUGAGAGGUGCAGUGGAGGCCCCAGGUACCCCCAAGUCCCUCAUCCCUGGCCCCCUGGACCUUGGCCCAACUGCAAACCGAACAGAAAGCCCUGUGGGAUCCCUGAAGCCAGAUGAAGCCGAGGAGUGGCCGGGGCGCCCCCAAAGCCAUCCCCCAGCACCCCCUGUCCAGGCCCCCUCGACGUCUCGCCGGGGCCUCAUUCGGGUCACCACGCAGCGCGCCCUGGGCCAGCCACCCCCUCCGGAGCCCUCAGCCAGCUCCACGGCAUCAGUCCCUGCCUCCAGCCCCCCAGCUAACGCCACGGCACCCCCUCUGCGCUGGGGUCCCCUGCGACGGGUGCUGAGCUUUUCCUGGGAGCUGCACGUUUACGGGGUGGGGGUGCUCUUCCUGCUGCCCGCGUUGUUGGCACUGGCGUCGCUGGCAGCCGCCCCUGCUGGGCCCCGGCUGGCGCUGGUAGCGGCGGUGCUGGUACUGGUAGCGGCGGGGCUUCGGUCCGCCUACAUGCUCACCGACCCGUAUGGCUCGCAGGCACGGCUGGGUUUGCGCGCCGGCCUGGUGCUCUACAAUCUGCCCUUCCCCUUGCUACUCACCGCGCUGGCGGCCCUGACCUUGCUGGGUCUGGGCGUGGGCCUGCCACAGCAGCUGCAGAACCCGCUCCUCCUGGGAGCGCUGGCGUUGGCGCACGGCUUGGGGCUGCUCGCCACAGACCUGCUGUCGGCGAGGCCUGCGCUCAACCUCCUGGCCCAGGGUUUAUCGUGCGCCUGGGGCGCGGCCGUGGCUCUGGGCACUCUCUGUCUGUGCCGUCGCCGCCUGUUGGACGGGCCGAGGGGCUGGGAUGCCAGCCCGGGCCCCAGGCUGCUGGCCGUGGCCGGCGCGCUGGGGCUGCUGGCCAGCGGCUUGCAGCUGGCGGCGGCGCUCUGGUUGUACCCGGGCCCGGGCCGGGUGGGCCGCUUCUCGUGGGCUUGGUGGGGCGUCCACUUCUGGCUGCGCCUACUGGAGCUGACAUGGGCACUCACCCUGGCGCUGGCCGCUCUGGCCUCCGCGCGGCCCAGGCCGCCCACAGAGCACGCUUGCUGGGCUAAGCUGCUGCGCCUGGCGUGCCCCACGCCCUCUAGCAAGAGCGAGGUGCCGGAGCGGCCCAACAACUGCUACGCGGGGCCCAGUGGCGUCAGCGCAGGUACCCUGGACAUCAGCAAGAGCCUCAUCCGCAAUCCGGCGGAGGGUGGGCCUCCAGCCACGCCCAGCUCCGGCGCCUGGGGUUCGGCUGCGUCACUGAGCCGCGGUCCCCAGGGUGGCCCCGGACUGUCCCGCAGCAGCGUGGGGCCGGCGCCAUCGAUAAGCGAGCUGGACCUGCGGCCGCCAUCACCCAUCAACCUGAGCCGCAGCAUCGAUGCCGCGCUCUUCCGGGAGCACUUGGUGCAAGACAGCGUCUUCCGACGCUGCGGCCUCCGCUGCCUGGCCUCCCCGCCGCCCGGGGGCGCGCUGCGGUCGCGCCGGGGCAGCCACCCCGACGCGGAGCUCGACGGCUUGGGUUCUUCGCUCCUCCGAGGUCGAAGCCGGUCGCUCAGCGACGUGCGCAUGCGCGGCCCGGUCCCGCCACACGUGGUGGACGAAGUUGACGCGGCAGCUUCCGGCAGCUCCGUGGACAGCUUCUCCCGGGGCUCGCUCAAGAUCAGCUGGAACCCGUGGCGUCACGGGCUGUCGUCGGUGGAUAGUCUGCCUCUGGAUGAGCUGCCCAGCACAGUGCAGCUACUGUCUACCCCAGCUCCUGCCCUGGCUCCUGCGCGGUCUGGGGAGCCCCAGAAUGGGGUCCAGCCUCGCUGCAAGACGGGAGACUCGCGCAGCGCCUCCAGUGACACCAUCGAGCUUUGAGGGGUCCAGAAACUCAGGACCAGGGCCCCUCCCUCGGAGCCCUAGCGCAAACCUUCUGGGACUUUGAGCAUUUGAAAGACAUUCCAGGAGUAUUCCUGGGCCUCCAACUGAAUGCAUCCUCCGAAGACAGCCAGACAUGAACCCACCCCCAGCCCAGGAUUUUUGUUUUUUAAAAUAUCUCUAUUUUUUUCAGCGGGUAUUUUGCACAGAGGCCGAGACUUAUACGGAAUACAGGGUGGACAUGCACGGAUUUGAGGAUGGGGAACAGGGUACAAGUGCCCGAAAACAUCCCCUCCAGAUUCCCCAGGGUGAAGAUGAGUCUUGCUUGUCCAGACUGUCCUCUUUGUGCCAAAGAAAUAAACCCUUAGGACUUGGC
This is a messenger RNA of Odocoileus virginianus texanus, 3686 nucleotides long. RefSeq names its product proline rich transmembrane protein 3 (gene PRRT3). NCBI's taxonomy places the organism in Eukaryota, Metazoa, Chordata, Mammalia, Artiodactyla, Cervidae. The record is from RefSeq and is a predicted model, not a curated record.